Molecule: messenger RNA, 3438 nt
Organism: Mugil cephalus (flathead mullet)
Lineage: Eukaryota; Metazoa; Chordata; Actinopteri; Mugiliformes; Mugilidae
Gene: rapsn
Product: receptor-associated protein of the synapse, 43kD
Exons: 8
Coding region: 422-1681 (419 amino acids)
Biological process (GO): chemical synaptic transmission
Cellular component (GO): synapse
Molecular function (GO): acetylcholine receptor binding; protein-membrane adaptor activity
Source: RefSeq, a predicted model, not a curated record
CUUUCGCUGGGGUGUGGAGGGAGUAGAUAUUCUGGGAUAUCGCUGCUUGCGCUCCGCCGGGAAACGUGUUUCUUUGACGUUUUUCAAGCGGAAAUCUGAGGGAGAAUUUCUGUGGACUUGAUGGUGAGGGGGGAUCAUUACAUGGUUAAAUGGGGAAGAUAUUUCCUCGGCCCUCCAGCUCUCCGCGACGCGUUUGGUGAUAAUGGUCUUGGUGUGUCGCCGUUUUACUUCGGUGGAUCCAGUUUCCUUUCCGUCUCAGCACAGCCGGAGCUGAUAGAGUGGGAUCUGGUAGGCCUCCUGGCACCGACCUCUCAGAGGAUCAUCUUCACGGGAUCUUCUUUGGAGUUGUACCGUGCAUGGCAAGAAUCUGCUUUCUUGCUGCCUCACUGAUAUUGCAUGGCCUAAACGACUUAAUAUUUUUAUGAGGCGCCUUGCACCAGACAUGGGCCAGGACCAAACCAAGCAGCAGAUAGAGAAGGGCCUGAGGCUGUAUCAGUCCAACCAGACGGACAAAGCCCUUCAUGUGUGGACAAAAGUGCUGGAAAAGACCUCGGACCCUGGAGGGAAGUUUCGGGUUCUGGGGUGCCUGAUCACAGCGCACUCAGAAAUGGGAAAAUACAAAGAUAUGCUCAAGUACGCCCUUGAUCAAAUCGACACAGCCAGAGAAAUGGAGGACCCGGACUACCUGACCGAGGGCUACCUGAACUUGGCUCGCAGCAACGAGAAGCUGUGCGACUUCCAGAAAACGGUGUCCUACUGUAAGACCUGCUUAAACAUGCAGGGCACCACCGUCAGCCUGCAGCUCAACGGCCAGGUGUGCCUCAGCAUGGGCAACGCCUUCCUGGGCCUCAGCGUCUUCCAGAAGGCGCUGGAGAGCUACGAGAAGGCCCUGCGCUACGCGCACAACAACGACGACAAGAUGCUGGAGUGCAGAGUCUGCUGCAGUCUGGGGAACAUCUAUGUCCAUCUUAAGGACUAUGAGAAAGCUCUGUUCUUCCCCUGCAAAGCAGCUGAGCUCGUCAACGACUACGGCAAAGGCUGGAGCCUCAAGUAUCGAGCCAUGAGCCAGUACCACAUGUCUGUAGCCUACAGGAAGCUGGAGCGCCUCCCGGACGCCAUGGAGUGCUGCGAGGAGUCCAUGAAGAUCGCUCUGCAGCACGGCGACCGGCCUCUGCAGGCUCUGUGCUUACUUAACUUUGCAGACAUACACCGUUGCAGGCGUGACGUUGAUAAAGCAUUCCCUCGCUAUGAGUCUGCACUGGGUAUCAUGACUGAGAUCGGAAACCGUCUCGGACAGACACAUGUCUACCUGGGGGUCGCAAAGUGCUGGCUCCAGCAGAAAGAAUUUGACAAGGCGCUUGAUUCUUUGCAGCGAGCACAGACGCUGGCAGAUGGAAUGGGAAACAAGCUGUGUGCGCUGAAGGUCCACUGCCUGAGUGAGGGGAUCUACCGAAGCCGGGGGCAGCAGGAGGAGCUCAGAGAGCAGGUGGUGAAGUUCCUGCAGUGUGUCGAGGAGCUGGAGCUCUACUGCGGCAUGUGCGGAGAGUCCAUCGGGGACAGGGACCAAAAGCUGCAGGCCUUACCCUGUUCCCACAUUUUCCAUCUGAAGUGUCUGCAGACAAAUGGGACAAAGGGCUGCCCUAAAUGUUUCAAGUCGUCCGUGAAGCCUGGAUUUGUGUGAUUGUGAAGCUGCGUUCGUGCGUUGGAUCCGCAGACACAGCGCGACGCCUCGUGGGCUCCUGACUGAUCUGAGAGAAGCAGGCAGCCUCGGGAUGAGCCCAAGACGUUUCAGGAGCAUCAGCUCGCUGCUCUGAGCGGGGGACGCUGAACUGAACACCCCCCCCUCCCCCUUCCCACCGAGCGUCUCAGAGUGCGUCUCAAAGGACACGAGAGAGGCAUCCAUCAUUUUAUUUAGACAUCAGUCUGAAGCUGGCAGCGGAGGUAUAACUGUUACAUUUCAAGGGAAGCUGAAGAACCUGCAUCGUUUCUGGCGGCUGGACGUUCGUCGCAGCGUUUCAUUAGGAUGAUACGGACCGUCCAGUGAACGUUUCUAGACUUAGUGUAUUGACGAUUUUACGCUUUAGAUUUGAUUAGUGAAUACGAGAUGAUUCAGUGAUGUCUCAGCCACCUUAGUCACAGGCUUGAUGUUCGACUUCUACCAUUUUACACCACAUCCACUUUUCAUUAGUUGAGCCAAUCCUGAAUUUAAGUGACUUCAUACGUAUUUAUUACUGUGUUCAUGUACAUACUAUUCUCAUGUUUAUUUGUUUCGAAAGGGCUUGAUUUAUUUGAGGUGUUUUUGUAAUACCUAAAACUAACUAAAAUCUCUUAACCAUUCAAAAACUAGUAUGUCUUUACGAAACAGGAACAUGCAGCUGUUUUUUUGUUUGUUUUGUAUUGUUUAUUUUUUGUCCUUAUUCACAGAGACUAAGGAGCAGGAUCAACACACAUUGUGUUCAUAGAAAUUCCUUUUCUUUUCUGUUUCACUCUUAACUCUGGCGUCAAAGCAACAUCAUUGCAGAACAGAUAAAAAGGAGAAGAAACGCUUUGGGAAAGGAUCUUUGACCAAUCACACACUCACACACCAGUAUUUGUGGUUACGUUAAGAUUAUUUACUUGCAAAGGCUUUGUGAUUUCAAGGUGAUUUUGAGCCAGAAAGCCAAUAUCGAUUAACGUAGUCGUUGCAUGUUUUAUUUACGGUGCCGAGCAAUGAGAUCACAUCAAAUGAUGAAGCCAUGUAGCUCUUUAUUUACUCACCUUGUUGUUUAUAUACACAAAAGAUUAAAACGUACUAAAUUUCUUUUUGAGACUGUGCUUAUCGUUUGCGUAACCGCUCAUUACAGUAGAUGAUUGAAGACACUCGGUUCAGCUGUUUAGUGAAAACGGGAGAGAUGUGAGGUACUGCGCGGGCAAAACCACUUCAUCCGACGAUAUUCUCGCUUUAAGACGAACUUUGGUUUUCUCUCGGCCAUACAAAAUGUGAAGAGAGAGAGCGACACAUUUACUUUUACUGCACAAGCACUUAUAUUUCUCACUUCUGAACAGCAUCUUGUUCUUGUUUGAGGUCUCUGCUUCCAGCAUAUCGAUGAGUCGUGGUCUGUUGACCUGCAGCUCGGUCGGAGUGAAGCAUUACCUACAGUAAUGAUGAUCCCGGGUUGUGGGGUAUGAAAACAGUGCCGCUCAUCUUUAACAGUUUUAACUACCUCUGUUUUUGCCUCCGAGCUUUGAGGAUAAAUGCAGUAAUACAACAACAAUGAAACACAUGUAGAUUUGUUCUGUUUUUUUUUCUUUUUUUUUUUCUAGACAUCAUGUUAAUAUAACCGUGAUUUAUUUGAUUUAGAGUCUGACUGAAAUGCAUUGUUAAUAUAUUUAUGCAUUUAGUCAAACCAUGUUACUGGAAAUGUUUCAUUGUGGAAAAUAAAGAGCACUGAAAGUGAA